Hippoglossus stenolepis (Pacific halibut) is the source of this 1848-nucleotide messenger RNA. It is a transcript of the gene ppic, whose product is annotated as peptidyl-prolyl cis-trans isomerase C. Gene Ontology annotation, cellular component: intracellular membrane-bounded organelle. Gene Ontology annotation, molecular function: peptidyl-prolyl cis-trans isomerase activity. The record is from RefSeq and is a predicted model, not a curated record. The coding region runs from base 158 to 775 and encodes 205 amino acids. NCBI's taxonomy places the organism in Eukaryota, Metazoa, Chordata, Actinopteri, Pleuronectiformes, Pleuronectidae. Gene Ontology annotation, biological process: protein peptidyl-prolyl isomerization; protein folding. The transcript is spliced from 6 exons.
CACAGAGCCGGCCCUCUGCAGGGGGAGUGGUCUGGUGAUGUAUCCGUGUUAGGAGCUCUGUUUCCCGGGUCGCCUCUGAGCGGUGCCUCGCUGUGAUUCCUCCCGGUCCCGGUGGUGUCUCCCAGCGGAGAGCUGCUGUCUGUCUCCCCGGUGAAAGAUGGAGCUGCUCCCGGCUCUCCUCCUGCUGUCUGCCGCCUGUCUGCAGCCCGGCUCCGGUGCAGUGUCACGGUCAGGACCCAAAGUCACCGAGAAGGUGUUCUUUGACAUCACGCUGUCGGGUCAUGAGGUUGGGCGGAUCGUCAUCGGGCUCUUUGGAGAGGUCGUCCCUCUCACUGUCAAUAACUUCGUUGCCCUGGCAACCGGUGAGAAAGGUUACGGCUACAAAGGGACAAAGUUCCACAGAGUAAUUAAAGACUUCAUGAUCCAGGGAGGAGACUUCACCGCUGGAGACGGAACCGGAGGUCACAGCAUCUAUGGGACGACUUUUACUGAUGAAAACUUUAAACUGAAGCACUUAGGAGCUGGAUGGGUGAGUAUGGCGAACGCCGGGCCCGACACCAACGGGUCUCAGUUCUUCAUCCUGGCCUCCAAGGCUCUGUGGCUGGACGGGAAGCACGUGGUCUUUGGGCGGGUCCUGGACGGGAUGGCCGUGGUUCACACCAUCGAGCUGCAGGACACCAACGACAGGAACCUGCCGUACACCGAGUGUGUGAUCGUCAACAGCGGACGGAUCCCGGUCAAAGAGCCCUUCGUGGUGGAGGUGGAGGGCUGGUAACACAAUGUGAUGAAAACAUUCACUAAACUCACAUUUUCAUUUUAUUACUUUAGCAUAAAAACACCAGCCAAUAGGUCCUGGUGUUGGUUUAAAUAGUUUGGUACCAGUAUCUUACGUUAACAGAGUUUUUCAUACUUGAAGGAAAACAACGUUAUGAAUAUUAUAUGACAUCCUUUCUGCUGAUCCUCCUGAAUCUUCCUCACUGGAUCUGUGAAAUAGGAAACGUCUGACACUCACAGCUACAGACGACUUUCAGCUGGUAUCAAAAACAUUCUGGGCUCUGAAACUUGUCCCUGUUAGCAAAGUAACGUGAAGAUAAGGACGUUAGCAUGUUACAUGUCACAAAGACCAAAUGUAACAUGCUACACGUUAGCGUGUGUUUCAUAACAGGAAACUGACUGAAGAGCAUGUUUUUUAAAUGUUUGGUGCUGUGAAUCCCAUAUGACGAUUAUCAUGAAACUUGCACUUACACAAUAACUGGAGCUCCUCAUUCAUCUCUUAUUGCCAAAUAAUUUCUCAUUUGCCAAAUUUCCUUACAUUUUCUAUGCAUUGAAUAUUUUAAUAUCAUCAUUUUUAAUAAACAUAUGCAAACAAAAAGAAACAUGCAAACUCUGUAGCAGGUGUCAAACAUCAUUCUGGCACUUAAUUAUUUAGGAUCUUCUUCUUCACGUUUGGAUUUGUCUUCCUGAUGAAUUAUGCACCGUAUCAUGUUUGCAAAAAAAACUACAGCACAAAUUGCACAGCAAGAAAAAUAUUGUAAAAGUGUGGAAACGAGAAUUAAUAUUGUCUGUUACUGUUUAGUUUAAAUAAUGAAUCUAUGUUUAACCAUGUGACUGCGUCAGUGAACCUGACAGUUAAUUCCUCAGAGUUGUUUUUAAUGUUGUCUCUGUUCUUUCAGUUCAAAGUGUCCCAUUGUAACGUGAUAACGUUUGAACUGAUCUUCCUCACGCCACUGAAGCUAAUGCAGCAUUAAAAACCAAACAUAUCAAAAGUUAUGUUUUCAUUAUUUAUAUUAACAAGAGAAGAGUGUGAACAGCUGUGUUUUCUACAAUAAACUAAAAAUAUAUAUCUGA